Molecule: messenger RNA, 1377 nt
Organism: Diabrotica virgifera virgifera (western corn rootworm)
Lineage: Eukaryota; Metazoa; Arthropoda; Insecta; Coleoptera; Chrysomelidae
Product: 52 kDa repressor of the inhibitor of the protein kinase-like
Exons: 2
Coding region: 43-1284 (413 amino acids)
Molecular function (GO): protein dimerization activity
Source: RefSeq, a predicted model, not a curated record
AAUAAUUGUGUUGGAAUAAGUUGUGAUGGCUGUUCCGUCAACAUGUCUGAAAUGCGGGGUGCGGUUACAGAGAUACAAAAGGUGGCGACCAAUAGCAUUAUGUGUGGGUGUAAAAACCAUGCAUUGAACUUAAGCAUAUCCAAAUGUAAUAAGGUCCAACACGUAAGAAAUGCUCUAGGAACCAUCAAAGAAGUAACAAGCUUUUUCAACUCAUCAGGAAAAAGAAAUUCAGUUUUGAAAAAGGUGUUGGGACAUCAGAUGAGAGGCUAUUGUGAGACGCGUUGGGUAGAGCGUCACGAGGCUGUUUUAGAAUUCACAGAAGACAUGCCUAAAAUUGCGGAAGCUCUCAAAUGCAUAUCACAGUGGAGGGACAGCACAACGUCAAGUAAAGCCCGCGCUCUGUUGUGCUCAAUUUCAACUUGUGAUUUUAUCAUCACAAUGCAUUGCCUGAGUGACACAGCAGAUGUUACAUGUGGUCUUAGUAAAUAUCUACAAACAGAAGCUAUAGAUGUAUGCUCAGCCAAAAGUAAAAUUGACAAUAUGAUGAAAACCAUUCAGAAUAAAAGAGACAAGACCAACGAAUUCUUCCUUUUAAUUUUCAGUAGUGCUGAAAAAACCAUGGACGCGAUGGAUGUACAAAUGCGUGUCCCCAGAAUUGUACGGAAGCAAGUUAAUAGGCCCAACUACACACUAUUAACAGGUGACAACCAACGAUCACAAGUUUCAAAGUAUUGGGAAACUGCUGUUUACAUACCGAUUCUAGACAAUCUCAUAACUGAUUUGACAAGCAGAUUUUCAGACGAGUCUUUGGAUUGCUACAAGCUAAACAUUUUAGUUCCAUCAACGUUAGAUUCCGUGUCAAAUGUGAAAUCCAGCUUUGAAAGUAUUUGUGAUAAAUACUCUUCUGUAUUGUCAAUUAAAAAGGAAACAAUGCUAAUGAAGAUUUUGAAUGAGAUUUGCUCCCUAAAGAACAUGGUUAACUACAACGUCUUCAAAGAAAUCAGUACCCCUAUGACGUGUUUUCAAAAUCUUGAUGAGCACAACUACCCUAUUUUGAAGUCUUUGGUGCAGAUCCUGCUUACUUUACCAAUAUCAAUAGCAACAGCAGAGAGAUCAUUUUCUACGCUGAGGCGAUUGAAAAGCUGGAUGAGGACCAGAAUGACCGAAGACCGCCUGACCGGACUGGCUCUCAUGAAUGUUCACAGGGAUAUAGAAGUGGACAUCAAUAAAAUUAUCGAUCGGUAUUCCAGCAAGAAGAAUAGAAAACUGGAUUUUGUAAUUUAAGGGAAAACAACGUAGUUUUUGUUAAGCCAAAGUAUUUUUGUUUUGUUUUAUAAUUUACUUCUAAUGUCAGUAAUUAAAUCAUACUAAACAUAA